CAGGGCAGUCAGUGCCCAUGAAGCCUUGCCCUGGCUUCAGAGUCUGCUGGUGAGACAACUUCAAACUCUUCAGGAAGGAGAGUGGCAGGCUCUGCCCUCACUGUGGGAGAUGCCACUUGCUGGCAGAGCCAGAAGCAGCAGCAUCCUCUUCCCAUGGAUCCACUACAAAUGGCCCACACGGGCCCUCGGAAGAAGAGAGCCAGACCUAUGGGUGCAUCAAUGGCCACCACUCCUCAGGACAUCAAGUUUCAGGAUUUGGUCCUCUUCAUUUUGGAGAAGAAAAUGGGAACGUCCCGCAGAGCCUUCCUCAUGGAGUUGGCCCGAAGGAAAGGGUUCAGGGUUGAAAAUGAGCUCAGUGAUUCCGUCACCCACAUUGUGGCAGAAAACAACUCUGGUUCAGAUGUUCUGGAGUGGCUUCAGGUACAGAAAAUAAAAGCCAGCUCACAGCUAGAACUCCUUGAUGUCUCCUGGCUGAUAGAAUGCAUGGGAGCAGGAAAACCAGUGGAGAUGACAGGAAAACACCAGCUUGUUGUGAGAGGAGACUAUUCAGCCAGCUCCAACCCAAGUCCUCAGAAGACUCCACCACCUGCUGUAAAGAAGAUCUCACAAUACGCAUGUCAGAGAAGAACCACUUUAAACAACCAUAACAACAUAUUCACGGAUGCCUUUGAGAUACUGGCUGAAAAUUGUGAGUUUAGAGAAAACGAAGGGUCUUAUGUGGUUUUUAUGAGAGCCGCUUCUGUGCUGAAAUCUCUUCCGUUCACAAUUAUCAGUAUGAAGGACACGCAAGGAAUUCCCUGCCUGGAGGACAAGGCAAAGUGUGUCAUAGAGGAUAUUAUUGAAGAUGGAGAAAGUUCUGAAGUUAAAGCUGUGUUAAAUGAUGAACGAUAUAAAUCCUUCAAACUCUUCACUUCCGUAUUUGGAGUGGGAUUAAAGACAUCUGAGAAAUGGUUCAGGAUGGGUUUCAGAAGUCUGAGUAAAAUAAGGACAGACAAAACCCUGAAAUUUACGGAAAUGCAGGAAGCAGGAUUCCUCUACUACGAAGACCUUGUCAGCUGUGUGACCAAGGCUGAAGCAGAUGCCGUCAGUGUGCUGGUUAAAGAGGCUGUGUGGGCGUUUCUGCCAGAUGCCUUUGUCACCAUGACAGGAGGGUUCCGGAGGGGUAAGAAGGUUGGGCAUGAUGUAGAUUUUUUAAUUACCAGCCAAGGAUCAACAGAGGAAGAACAGCAACAGCUUUUACAUAAAGUGUUAAACUUGUGGAAAAAAGAGGGAUUGCUUUUGUACAGUGACCUUAUCGAGUCCACAUUUGAAAAGCUCAAGUUGCCUAGCAGGAAGGUGGAUGCUUUAGACCAUUUUCAAAAAUGCUUUCUGAUUUUAAAGUUGCACCAUCAGAGGAUAGACAACAGCAAGUCCAGCCAGCUGCAAGGAAAGACCUGGAAGGCCAUUCGUGUGGACCUGGUCAUGUGCCCGUAUGAGUGCCAUGCCUUCGCCCUGCUGGGCUGGACUGGCUCCAGGCAGUUUGAGAGGGACAUCCGGCACUAUGCCUCGCAUGAGCGGAAGAUGAUACUGGACAACCAUGCUCUGUAUGACAAGACCAAGAGGAUAUUUCUCAAAGCAGGCAGCGAAGAAGAAAUUUUUGCACAUCUGGGCCUGGAUUACAUUGAACCAUGGGAAAGAAAUGCCUAGAAAAGAGUCCUGGAUUUUUUUCUGUUUUGUGUGUGUGUGUGUACAUGUGUUUUGGUUUUUUUUUUUGCUACAUUUUGUUAUAAGAUCAAGUUAAAUAACUAUGCUUCAUGUUAUAGUAAAAAGCUUCCUUAGAAAAGUUCAGGAUUCUUCAACUUUUACUGAAAUGUAGAUUGCUACUAGAAAUAAGUUGUUUUGGAAACAUAAUAAAGCACCACCUAGUAACAGGUUAUGCUCUAACAGACCAUUUGUAUGGCUGUUGCUUAGAAUUCACGUUGCAUUUUUCCAUAGAAACAGUAUUACACUUGGUGGCUCAUUUCCAAGGAAGCUCAUCAAAGCCCACUUUGCCCACAGUGUAACUGAAGUACUAUAUUAUCUCCAUUAAAAAUAGGAAGAAACAAGAUGGUGGAGUCUUCUUUUCUUCACUUAAAUAUUAUAAAAACACUUUUAAACAAAAAUGGAAUAAGAAAAUUUUGAAAUUUACCUUAAGGAGGAAACAGGUUUAAUUAGAAGAUGCAGAGAUUCUGAAGGGGACUCUGGGUCCCUUCUGGAAAGAAGGGCUAACUCUUGGCUCUGGCUCAGCUAAGCUCAAAGCCUGUUUCUCCCCCUUCACCACGGAGCCGCGUCACUAGAUGUCCCAGCACAAGGCCACAUGAGGAAAUAUGCCCACUGCUUUCACUUGGACGGAAGCAGAAUUGCCUAAAGUACCAAACGAACAUCUUUCUCUUUUUUCCACCUUGGAGUCUUUCUCUGGAUUUUGGUGGUCCAGUCUCUCUCAGGAAGGUGAUCUCUUUUUGGUCUUUUCAUCUCAAGGCACCUAAGGUAUGGGUGGAAUGCCCCAGGUUCCAGAUCAAUUCUGGCCUUCCAGUUUCUCCAGGAGGGCAUAGACCCUAUGACUUGAUGGGAUUUAAAAGCCAUCUGUUGCAGCUACUCUGUGUCCUCAGCCUGCUGAGGAGAUGGGAGGACCCUUGGCCACCGUUCUCCCUUCCUUCCAGCCUCCUUAGAGAGGAGGGUAUUGGGAGAUCCAGGACCCCAUACAGGCUUGAUGUCCUACGCUGAGUAGAAGGAGGGAGAUUUCUUCCUUUCCUGGUGUAGAACCUGGAGAUGGGGCAUGAGUCAGUUUUGCCAAAAAUGAUGCAUAAGAAGCCAUCUCAACACUUUGUGUCAUAAGACAACACAGAUCUGCAUAUUGGCUGGGAGUCAGCUGAUCUAGGCAGGGCUCUACUCCCCAUGUUCCUCAUCCUCAUGUCCCUGAGACUAGUGGCUUGACCUGGGCAUAUUCUUCCCAUGAUGGCAGCAGAAAUGCAAAAGCAAGCAAGCCCAAGCAUGCAAAUGCUUUUCAAGACUCUUGCCAUUGUAGUUUAAUAUCCAAGUGGCCAAAGCACACCACGUGCCUAAGUCUCAGGGGAUGGGGAAUUAUACUCUGUCCACAAUGGGAGGACAUUGCCAAGUUAUAUGUCAAAAGGGCAUGGGUGCAGGGAGGGGUGAAGAACUGGGGUCAUUAAUGCAAGCUACUUUGGGGAGUCAAGGGUUUAGUUUCUUUUCAUUCUCCUCUUUUCCCACUAACUGUCUCACUUAAUCCCAGUAAAUCUCAGGCAAGUGCCAUCCUGGUAAAUCUGGGGAGACAGUGCUUCUGCUCAGCAGGAGCAUUGAGCUUUGAAGGCAAAGAUGGUGGAAGAUUCAAAGGAGGGGCUGGCUGCAGAGGGAAACUCACCCCAGUGUCUGAGUUUUAAGAGAAAGAAAGACCUUGAGGUGAGUUUCUGUUGCCCAGUCAAGCCACAUAUAAGUGGCCACUACACCCCUCAGCAUCACAUCACAACUACAUUGACUAUCUGCUGCAGGUAUUCUGCUGUGUGUCUCGUGGGCAUUGUCCCAUUUAAUCAGUCCAAUAUCCCUUAAGUGAGUACGACACCUGCUUUACAAAGGAGGGAAAGCUGAGGUGUUCCCUGCCCAAGGUCAAGCUGAUAUGCAGCAAAGCUGGGGUUUGAGCCCAGGUCCAGGGCUGUCUGAAUCCAAAGGCAAUGCUUGUUACCACUAGGCAGGAAGGUUCAGGAGUGGGUAUUUAGCUGUGUUCACUCAGUCAUUCAACAAAUAUAUUGACAGGUUUGCCUGGGACAGUUCCAGGUUAUGGUUGCUGUCCCUAUAUGAUAGUACACCCUUUCUGUCUUAAAAGUUUCUGG
This is a messenger RNA of Loxodonta africana (African savanna elephant), 3863 nucleotides long. RefSeq names its product DNA nucleotidylexotransferase (gene DNTT). Gene Ontology annotation, cellular component: nucleus. Gene Ontology annotation, biological process: double-strand break repair via nonhomologous end joining. The transcript is spliced from 11 exons. Bases 154 to 1686 code for a protein of 510 amino acids. The record is from RefSeq and is a predicted model, not a curated record. Lineage: Eukaryota; Metazoa; Chordata; Mammalia; Proboscidea; Elephantidae. Gene Ontology annotation, molecular function: DNA nucleotidylexotransferase activity; DNA-directed DNA polymerase activity; DNA binding.